Messenger RNA from Spirometra erinaceieuropaei, 1960 nucleotides. The record is from the annotation of a GenBank genome assembly. Lineage: Eukaryota; Metazoa; Platyhelminthes; Cestoda; Diphyllobothriidea; Diphyllobothriidae.
AUGCUCAUCGCCAGCAUACUUCCUGUCUUUUUUGCCUGUGUGCACGGUAGGUUUUAUGCUGAAAUACUAUUCUAAUAUUUGGUUUGUGGUCUCAGAUUACGGUCAAAAAUGAGACGUAUGCGAUACCUAUCUGAAAGCAAACAGUUUUUUUCGUCAUUGCAGGCGCCAAUGUGUCAGUUUUGAAUUUAGCGCCGAGCUUAAACAUCACUUUGCCUUUUAUUGGCAUACCCAAGCGGCAAGUAAGCUGUACAUUCUUUUGGAUUUUUGCGCGGAUAUUCGUUUAACUGGGGAAUUUGACACUUUUAUUACAUUGCAGUUGGACUUGCAUGGGACUGUAGUAAUUGAAGAGAGAUCUACCUCCACGUCCGAUGAAUCAGGUGAGCCAUGUUAUCAGUUGUUAUCAAGUGAGAAACUUAUUUCUAAUGAUCCGACCUCUAAAGACAUUUAUUUAUGUUUCCCUAAAUAGUGCCUUUUCAAAAGGUCAUUAAGUUUUUUUAUUUCUUAAUUUGUUCGGUUGCCAGUCUUGUUCCCUUUAGUGGUUUGGAGACAGAAAUCAUGCAAUUUUCAAUGGCUAUUAAAAUGUUGAAAUUGGAACCAUCGUUGCCUACCCCGAUUUUUUCAUGUACUCUGAUUAAGAUCAAAAAUAAACGAAUAUGAUAACUCUCUAAUAUAAACAACAUUGUUUUCAUUACAGGCCCCCGUGAUAUCGUAUUGCAGUUAGCUCCGAAUACGGCCUUUACUUUUCCUCUCUUGAGCCUUCUGACACCAAAAGUAAGCCGCGCAUUCUUUCGAAUUGGUAUGCUGAUAAUUUUCGUUCUACGUAAUUUGACACUGUAUUAUAAUUCAGUCGGUCUUGCAUGAGAAUGCGCCACUUCGACAGGGAUCUAUCUCCAAACCCUGUAAAAUAGGGCAGUCAUGCUAUCAGUUAUUAACAGGUGAGCACAAUUCUUCUAAUGGACCUCCUUCCCAGGACAUCUAAAUCAUUCUUUUAUCUCCCCCUAAUUGCAAGCUUUUAAAGAGGCCAUUUGUUUUAUGCAGCCGUUUAUGUUUUGAAUUUGUUUAUUGUUUUAUUUAUCAGGUUCCCCAGUAUGAUUUCCUUUGCCACUUUUCAGCACGCGAGUACGCGUUAAUCUAUUUAUCUCCUACUGCUGGAAAGGGAAUCAUCGUCUCCUUUCCCGAAGACAAACUUAAAUCGCCAUCAGCAAUAAUUGUCCAGAAAAAAGGAGACACUUCAGCUGGUAGACAACCUAGUUUUUCUGUUUUACGUUAUUUAUGUCGUUAGGAAUUAUGCUGUUCUAUGUUUAAAUUUAUGCAGCCGGACAUUAGUGAUAUAUUUUGCGUUGGGCGCAUUCUGUGCGUUAUUUAUCAUGCGGAGUAAUUUAGUCCAGCCCAGCUUCCAGAAUAAUAUUUAUGUCUACCAUUUAUUAUCUAUACGUUCUAUUCACCUUCCUUAAACUUGGUCCUCUAUACUGAGAAUUAGACGUUCAAUGUUGAGUCAGAAAUGCAUGAACGUUCGUGGUCUCAAUAGUCAUUAGGCCAAUUGCGGAAAACUUUAAAUGUCAGCCACUAAAUUCGUCUAGUUGGCAGUCCAAAUGUUUUACCAAUGUUAAUUUCAGUAAGCUGGGGGAUCACUUGCUCGAGGCGUAGUCUAGUAUUUCAUGAACACUCAAUGCUAUAUUAAUUGUCAUUUUGAAUGCAUAUUGAUCGCCUGUACAUUGCGAAUCUCAAUAAACAUGUUUGUGGCACAGACCCCUCAAUCCCAGAAGGCGUUGGCGUUGCUGAAAGGAUUGAACUGGAUAUGACAGAUACGGGACAAGGGUAUAUUUGGUAUACUAACAUAAGUAUGCAAAAUAUGUUGGCAUAAGAACAUUAUAUAGAAGUCCUCGAGUUACAUUUGGAGUCCAAAAAACAUUUUCUUGCUUCAACUCUUCUAAUUAAUUGUUAUUUCAGAACACAUUAA